AUGAAAAUCAUCGUGGUCUUCAGUUGCUUGGUUGCUGCGGCGCUGUCUGCCCCAGCUGCUGGUCUGAGAGAGUUGCCGGCUGUACGCCACGAGGAGGUGCAUGAUGAGUAUGGCCAGUAUGCUCUCCGGUACAUCACUGCUGAGAAUACCGUGGUGUCGGAGCGAGGACGCCUGGUCCCCAGCAACGGUGGCUACGUUCUGGAGAUCGACGGCCAGUAUCAGUUCGUUGGUGAUGAUGGACGUUUGUACGUCACCAAGUACCGCGGUGGUCCUGAUGGUUUCCACGUCGAUGGGGCCCAUCUGCCUCAACAAGUACCAAUGCCCGCUAUUUAA
This is a messenger RNA of Achroia grisella, 333 nucleotides long. Its product is annotated as larval cuticle protein 65Ag1-like. Lineage: Eukaryota; Metazoa; Arthropoda; Insecta; Lepidoptera; Pyralidae. The transcript has 3 exons. The record is from RefSeq and is a predicted model, not a curated record. The coding region runs from base 1 to 333 and encodes 110 amino acids.